CCCGUUUUUUCCCACGUAUCUGGAAGGCAGCAAUAGGCCGGCACAGGGGACAGGACAACAUGGCUGCUUCUGCGGGCCGAUACUACGGAGAAGGUGGCAGAGCAACGAAAAGACAGAAAACUGAAGACGGAGGAAUGACAACGGAGAGCUACGAUGACCCUCACAAACCGCUCCCCUCCCCGGUGGUGCAUAUCAGGGGUUUGGUGGACGGUGUCAUGGAGGCUGACCUGGUGGAAGCCCUGCAAGAGUUUGGCACCAUCAGUUUUGUGGUUAUGAUGCCCAAGAAGCGGCAGGCCCUGGUGGAGUAUGAGGACAUGAACGGCUCCUGCAAUGCUGUUACUUAUGCAGCAGAGAACCAGGUUUACAUUGCAGGUCACCCUGCCUUCAUCAACUACUCAACUAGUCAGAAGAUUUCCCGACCAGGAGACUCGGAUGACACUCGGAGCGUCAACAAUGUUCUGCUGCUCACAAUUAUAAACCCCAUCUAUCCCAUUACCACGGAUGUCCUCUACACUAUUUGUAACAACUGUGGCCCUGUACAGAGGAUUGUCAUCUUCAGAAAAAACGGUGUUCAGGCCAUGGUCGAAUUUGAUUCGGUCCAAAGUGCCCAGAGGGCUAAAGCCUCUCUUAACGGGGCAGACAUCUACUCUGGCUGUUGCACCCUAAAGAUUGAAUAUGCCAAGCCAGCGCGCCUCAAUGUCUUCAAGAAUGACCAGGACACAUGGGACUACACAAAUCCCAACCUGAGUGGCCAAGAUGCUGAUGGUGAAGGCAAUUGGAACAAUUCACAAGAUCCCAAUGCCAAUCCUAACAAACGGCAGAGGCAGCCUGCUCUUCUGGGCGAUCACCCACCUGAUUAUGGUAAACAUCGCAUAAUCAAAUUAUUUGGUCUAUUUUUCUUUCAGGUCAAGUUCAUGAAGAGUAAACCUGGAGCAGCAAUGGUGGAGAUGGGAGACUGUUACUCUGUGGACAGGGCCAUUACUCAUCUGAACAACAACUUCCUUUUUGGACAGAAACUCAAUGUUUGUGUGUCCAAGCAACAGGCUAUUGUGCCAGGACAGUGCUACCAGUUAGAGGACAACACAAGCAGCUUUAAAGAUUUCCACGGAUCACGCAACAACCGCUUCACCUCACCAGAGCAGGCGGCUAAAAACCGAAUCCAGCAUCCGAGCAACGUCUUACACUUCUUUAAUGCACAACCCGACAUCUCUGCUGAGAUCUUUAAUCAGGUCUGUGAUGAACUUGGAAUCAAGAGGCCCACAAGUGUGAAACUUUUCACUGGAAAGAGUGAGCGCAGUUCAUCUGGCCUGCUUGAGUGGGAAUCCAUCAAUGAUGCCAUGGAAGCACUAGCUAUGAUGAACCAUUAUCAGAUGAAAAACCCUAGUGGGCCUUACCCUUAUACACUGAAGCUGUGUUUCUCGACUACACACCAUGCCAACUAAAUCUUCCUUGAAACCAUUUGUAAUGUUUUCUGUCUCUGGAUAGAGUAUACUGCAGUUCUGUUUCACGUACCAUUAAAGCUGUGUUGACAAUAAUUAGGAUUAACGUGCUUUAGAAAAUGUUACUUAAAUUAUAAUUUUUAAAAAUAAUUUAUUUUACUUUUACCAUGUUCUUCAACUUGUUUAUUUUGUAUGUUCACAACACUACGUUUGAUCGCCCGCCACCUUCUGUCUUUUGGUUAUUAAAUAAAGCCAACAGUAACCAUAAUGUUGCUAAUAAUUUAACCAGUGUCACAUAAUCAGAGAUUGUGUUGUAUUAUUUCUUCAAAUCCAUUCUUGAAAAUAAAAUGCAUUCUGUCAAA
This is a messenger RNA of Neolamprologus brichardi, 1801 nucleotides long. NCBI's taxonomy places the organism in Eukaryota, Metazoa, Chordata, Actinopteri, Cichliformes, Cichlidae. The record is from RefSeq and is a predicted model, not a curated record.